GCCCAAAUGCCCAUCCCUGGGUGAACUGCAGGACACUAUGGUAUAUUAAUAAACUAGGAUACAUUUUUAUUAGUACAUUUUAUUAUUUUUAUUCAGAUUACAUUAUUAGGAUAAGAAGCACUACGGAAGUGCUGGGUGAAAAUAUAGAACUCAGAAUGAUAUGACGAGAGUGCAAUGCCUGGUUUAGAACACGGACAGUUGUUUUGUUUCUAACAUGAAAUUUUUUAUUAACUCUUAAAAUUUAGAUCUGUUUAACUUUAUGCUCGGAUGGUUAAAUAUGUAAAAGGAAAGAAAAGAAUGACUUGUUAAAAUUUGCAUGAUUAUUUUAAACAUGGGAAGCUAUACACAAGAUGUAUAUUUCAUGCCAGUGUCACUUCUAUCAUACAUUUGGGGUGUGUAUGUAUGUGUGUGGUGGUGGGAAAUCUCCCAGUGUGAGAGAAGUCUGGGAUGGGCACAGUGGGGGAGGCCCCUCCUGUCCCAUUCAUAACACGUUCAUUCACUGGGAGCCGGCUAAGACCGACUAAUCUCUCACGCAGUCAUUCCCUCUACCCUAAUAAAGAUCCACCACCUCUCCUAGAACUCGGUAAGUCCGAAGUGCAGUCAAAAUGCAUGUUUCCCAGAAAUAAUCUGAAAUGUUUUGUAGAUAGUUUACUGGAGGGUGAAGAAGGGAGGGGGUGGAAGCGGCAAUUUUCAGACAUCGCUUUCUUUUCGUCUUCGCGCAGGGUUUCAAAAAGAUUUAAAACGACUUUUCAGACAGUAAUUGAUUUUCUCAGAGGGCCUCUCUCAGGCUGAUGUGGGAAGGGGAAUUCGUAGAUGCGUUUGCAGCAGCGGUCUCUGCUUCUGUGCCCAGGUCCGAGGGACGCUGCUCUCCUGGCCCUGCCACCACUGAAGCGCCCAGGCGUCCCGGAAGAUCCGACCUGAGCGCAGACCCCGCGGACCAUGAGUCCUCGGAGGCAGCGAGCGUCGGUCCCGCUGCUGCUGCUGCUGCCGCUGCUGCUGCUGGGCGGCUGCCUCCUCGUGGCCGCCCGGAGAGACAAGGGGGCGGCAGGCAGCGCGGCCCAGCCGGCCCCGGGUCCCGCGGGCGGCUCCUCCGGCCGCUUCGUCAGCCCCGAGCGGCACGCGUGCAGCUGGCAGCUCCUGCUGCCCGCCCCGGGGCCAGCGGCGGGCAGCGAGCUGGCGCUGCGCUGCCAGGACCCGGACGGGACGCGCCACCAGUGCGCCUACCGCGGGGAGCCGGAGCGCUGCGCCGCCUACGCCGCUCGCGGCGCGCACUACUGGAAGCAGGUGCUGGGCGGGCUGCGCAAGAAGCGACGGCCGUGCCAGGACCCCGCUCCGCUCAAGGCUCGCGUGUGCGCGGGCAAGAAAGGCCACGGCGCUGAGCUGCGCCUGGUGCCCCACGCGUCCUCACCCGCGCGCCCCACUGCGGCGGGCUUCCCCCCGGAUCCCAAGCCCCGCGCCAGGAGCCGGGGGCGCCUCCGGGAGCCCGCGCCCGGCCCCUCCGGAGGGGCCCGACUUCCCGCCGGCGCGUCUCCCAGAGGGAAGCCCUCUGAGACCAACGGCGGCAAGAGGAAGGCGGCCUCGGACCCAGACCAGGAGCGACCCCUGGGGACCGGGCCCGAUCCCGACGGGCUGGACGAGAACGCGAAGCUCACGGAGACCUACUGUGCUGAGAAGUGGCACUCCCUCUGCAACUUCUUUGUCAAUUUCUGGAAUGGCUGAGGCUGCCCGCCUGGGGAGGAACCUGGGUGGGGGGAGGUACGCAGCCGGGGAGGAGAAGUUAAGGGCAUCUUAGGCCAGGAGAUAAGGGAUGGAGAGUGGGGAGGAGUCCAGGUUCUAGAAUGGGGCGAGGGGGUGGGAGGGCGUGGGCCUUGGGAUGAGAAUGUAAGGGGUAUGGAGAAUCUCUGAGACAGCAGAGACGUUAAACAUUUUUGAAGAGUCUCAACCCUGAUUAAGAGCAGAAAAAAUAGUGGAAACAGAAGUAGGCAUACCUUAAAUGUGCAAAAAACUGUAGACUGGGGAGAGAGACAGGAGUACAGAGGGAGGCUGGAAAAAACUAAGGGGGGAAAAGUGAGGAGAGUGAUGUAAAUCUCAUGUGGGAAGCAGGAUACAACAUGUACUGUUUAACACAUUUGUAUUAAAAUGUAAUCAGGAUCUAUUGAUACCCUGAGCCAGGUUGAAUUGUUUAGUGACUUCUCACCCAAUCAGCUGACGAGAUUCCCAACUUUUUUUUUUUCUCCCCCUUUUGGAAUUAGUAUGAACUUGGGUACUGCUUCGUGUCAUAGAUGACCUCUAUUGGGAUAGAAGCCAUUCAGAGGUCGAAAUUGCCUCCAAUGAAAAGAUUUUCAGGAUGGUUGCCCUUGAAUUCUUUUAGAUGUGUUACUUUUAAACAGAGGGAUGCCUUAUGUUCUGAAAUUUUCCCAUUAAUCUUCUAAAUUCAGAGGUGGAUUGUAGUGCUCCAGUAGGUUUUAAAAAAGAAUUCUCUUUACAUUUGACCAUAUAUUUUUUAAAAACCUGAAAUUAAGUAUAUAUCUCAGAGUCAUUUGGACCAUCAUGGAAGUUGUAUCUGUUUCAUGUAAUUAAUUGUUAACAUAUUUCAUUUUAAGAUGCGAUGAUAACUUUGCACAUGUUAGGUGCUCAAUAAAGACUGUAUGGAUAACUUGAAAGCGCUGGCCGGGCAAUGGAAAUUCUGACUGCAUUUGAUAUAGUUCUGAGUGUAGCUUGAAGUAAGUUCCCAAACAUCUCUUGAAUGGUAAGGAAAAGACAAGAAGUCUGCAUAAAGCAGGAGUGUCAAACUGGCAAACCUUGGGUUGUAUCAUUGUUCUUUUGGCCUGCAUAUGGUUCUCUCAGUUUUCCUCUCUUCUUCCUCCCUCUCAAUUUGGAGGUGUUGCCAGCAUUUAAAAAUUAAAUAAUUUCAUAUAAAAAUUAAGAUUUCUGAAUUCUCUUGAA
Molecule: messenger RNA, 2946 nt
Organism: Panthera uncia (snow leopard)
Lineage: Eukaryota; Metazoa; Chordata; Mammalia; Carnivora; Felidae
Gene: FGFBP3
Product: fibroblast growth factor binding protein 3
Exons: 1
Coding region: 940-1719 (259 amino acids)
Biological process (GO): cell-cell signaling
Molecular function (GO): growth factor binding
Source: RefSeq, a predicted model, not a curated record